Hippocampus zosterae (dwarf seahorse) is the source of this 1183-nucleotide messenger RNA. Its product is annotated as potassium voltage-gated channel subfamily KQT member 4-like. The coding region runs from base 533 to 1183 and encodes 216 amino acids. Gene Ontology annotation, biological process: potassium ion transport. The transcript is spliced from 3 exons. Gene Ontology annotation, cellular component: membrane. Gene Ontology annotation, molecular function: voltage-gated potassium channel activity. NCBI's taxonomy places the organism in Eukaryota, Metazoa, Chordata, Actinopteri, Syngnathiformes, Syngnathidae. The record is from RefSeq and is a predicted model, not a curated record.
UUGUCUGUCCGUGUUGCGUUUGAGGGUAGUGUUGGUGAGGCGAGUGUGUUGUUUUGGUCUGUUUGUGCUCUGCUGCCUGUUGGUGUCCUACGAGGUGUUGUUGUUCGUGGUGGUGUUUUGGGAUGUAGUCUGCAUUUCCAUGUUAUGUUGUAUUGUCUAGUGUUUAUGUUUGUGCAAUGUUUGUGUACCCAGUGUGGUGUGUGGUGGUUGCAUCUGAAGGAUGUCUGUCUUCUUGUAAUCUGUUGUGUGCAAAUGUCGCAUGUCCAGGUAGUUUGUUGUGUGUGUGUUUGUUGCGCGCGUGAGAGUGUCUGUGUGGGCCCCGGAUUUGUCUCUAUGUCCCCCGCCUGGAGCAAAAGGUCCGCCCGCCACCCUGCCAGGUUCAGGGGGCGGUUAGCCGAAAAAAAACGGCCGUAAGGGCACCCCGUUCGGGGUGCAGGGAUUGGUUCCUUGAUUUGUCCCCCCAUUCGGGGGGAACCCUCCAACUGCGAGUAAGCCAAGGAGUUUGGAGGAGUCUUUUUACAGCGCCCCCUAUAUGUCGGGGGACAGCAGUAAACUGGGCUUCCGGGACAGGAUCCGGAUGAACAACUCCCGCUCGGCGCAGGUGAUCCGGAACAAGGCAUCGCCCCAGGCGCCCGGCCUGGCCGUGAGGCACUCGCCCAACCAGGAGAACGUCCCUGAGGCGGCCAGCCCCGGGAAGGUGCAGAAGAGCUGGAGCUUCAAUGACCGCACUCGCGUUCGGACCUCGCUGCGGCUCAAAGCCAGGCCUCCCGUUGACGUGGAGGGUCUGGGAGAGGACAGCGUGGACGACAGAGGCUACUGCAACAUUGCCAUGGACGAGGUCAUUCCCGCCGUCAAGACGCUCAUACGAGCCGUCAGGAUUUUGAAGUUCCUGGUGGCCAAGAGGAAGUUCAAGGAGACGCUGCGUCCGUACGACGUGAAGGACGUCAUCGAGCAGUACUCGGCGGGACACCUGGACAUGCUGGGCCGUAUCAAGAGCCUGCAGAUGCGGGUGGACCAGAUCAUCGGGCGAGGCGCCAUCCAGGCCGAUAAGAAGGCACGACCAGAAAAGGGCGAGAAGACGCCGCCGGAACUGGAGUCUCUGGAUGAGCUGAGCAUGAUGGGACGUGUGGUCAAAAAUGUGACACCUCCCUGCUUCCAGUCCGAGUCCAACUCCGAACAAUGA